Messenger RNA from Meleagris gallopavo (turkey), 5251 nucleotides. The record is from RefSeq and is a predicted model, not a curated record. NCBI's taxonomy places the organism in Eukaryota, Metazoa, Chordata, Aves, Galliformes, Phasianidae.
CUUAAGAGUCCCUUCCAACUGGAAUGAUUCUAUGAUUUUUAUGAUCACAUAACUAAUACCCAGAAUGGUAUGUGAACAGUCAACUGUGCUGUACUGCUCACACCUUAGAAGGAGAUGGCUGUGAGCAUUCACUGUCGAAUAUCCAAAUCACUUCUAAAUGAGCACAUGGAAUUUGCAAAUCUACUGAACUGUGUAAUCAAAGACAGUGUUACUCUUAAGAAUGCUAAAUUAAUGGUGAAAGAAAACUUCAAGGUGGCCAGCAAAGGAAAUGAAGUCAUAACUCAGUUCUACACAUGCUUCCUGAUAUGUAUAGAAGUCUGAAAAAGAUGGUGCUGAUUAAUCAUCUCACUUGUUCUUCACACUGGAAAUGCACAUUUUGUCCAUUACAGAGAAGGUAGGGGAUGUGUGAAGUUACAGGAUCAAAAAGAGAAAGCAGAGAAGUUGAUCUUUUUGGAGAAGGAAGCUUGGUUAUUUCAGAUUGUUGAACUUGAUUGAGGACUUAUUUGUAGUGAACACUUUCAUCAAGCUGGAGAAUGAGCAGCCCAGUGAAUGGCAGUACAGCUCAGCUGCUUGAGAUACGUGUACUCAUAACAUGAUCUUUCAGUUAUGGAGUAGUCCCUUUAUCAAAACGCAGUGAAAACCAAACAUCAUAACGUAAUAAAAUAGCUAGAGGGGAAAACAACAAUUGGCCAUCUAAUUACCACAAAGGAUUAAGAAAAGAACAUCUGUUUCAAAAAAGGCUUAUGUUGAAUGUAAAGACUGCUCCAUAGGCAGUCGAUGAAGAACUAAGACCUAAGGUUUCUUGAAUUUCAUUUUAGUGCAGCAGGAAAAAAAAUCUACAUUCAACAUCACUUUAUUUUUUGUGCAAAAUUUAUUAUCUUUUAUUGAUUUUAGAUAUUACCGUAAGAGCUCACAGCCUGGCCGACAUACAGAUUGUGAAAUUAAUAUUUUGUCUUCCAAUUCCAUUUUAAAAAACCUGAUAAUAACCCAGAUUCAUGUCUCAGAUGUGUUGUUUCUAGUUCCAAAUUUAGAAUAUGGAAAGAAUUGACAAAAAUUAAGGAAAUGUGAGUCUUCACGCAUGCCUAGCUUUUAAUUUAGCACUCAAAGUGAGGAAUCUAUUUAAUUUGCUAAAAUAGAAUGAUGACCACUUCCAAAAACAACUGGACAGCUAAAAGAGUAGGACUGAAAUUUACAAUAUAGCUGCAGUUAUCCUCUUCCUCUUUGGAAAUAACUGUAGUAUUUAAAUUCUUUUGGUCUAAUUCUAUAGAAAAAUCAGAUGUCAAAGAAUUUCAUAUAAUCAUUUUCUAUGUUGAUUCAGACUUCUUUAAUGAAAUAUUUUAUGCUUUCCAGAUUAGAGAAAGCAAGCUCAAUCUGUCAUACCAGAUCCCGAUGCUGCAAAUUUUAAGCUAGUGAGGAAUGUUACUCAUUUGAGUGGUCUCAUUAAGCAAUACACACCAUGCUACAAAUGUGUUUCAAACAUGGUUAUACCAUAGCUUUAGGACUCGUCUGAGCAUCAGUGAUUCAUGACAUGAUUCCUUAAUGCAUUUCUGCCACAGAACUGUCUCAUUACCACAUGAGAGGCAAAAACUGUGAGGAACUGAUAUCCCUCAAGUGAUGGGUAGGCUUUAUUCUCCUAUUGACAGCUUUUUCACUGCACCUCACAUUCUGGCUAAUCUGAAAGCUCGUGAGGUUCACUGAAGGGCCCUGGAUCCUUCUACAGAUUGCCAGGGAACUGGGUUGCACCAGUGGCUUUAUUUUCCAUUGCUUUGCAGGGGUGUAGAUCACUGUAAAAAGUAAUGAGAGAAGCAAGUCUGAUGUUCUUUUUCUUUUUUUAUUUUAGUCUUGUGAAAGUCUUGAAGUCCCUCACUAGACAAAACUCCUAGUCUGAAUGGAUCUGUGAACACUGAAAAGGCACUGCUCCAUCCCACUACCCAACCUAAGGGAGAAAUUGAGAAUACAGGAAACAUACUGGAUGAAGACCUUGAAUUCCAAGGAGAUCUAAAAAGAGAAAGUUUGGCGAUUAAGCAUGGAUCAUAGGACUGAGGAGAAAAGAAAGCAACGCCAUAGCUUGACUUUACUGGAACAAGUAAAAAGAAUGAAAGAAUCAUCAGAGAUAGUUGAUGUUGUGCUAGUUGCCGAAGGUGAGAAAUUUCCCUGCCAUAAGGUGGUACUGGCUGCCUUCAGUUCUUACUUCAAAGCCAUGUUUACCUGUGGCUUGGUCGAAUGCACUCAAAGAGAAGUGGUACUCUAUGACAUCUCAGCAGAGAGUGUGUCUGUAAUACUCAAUUACAUGUACAGUGCGGAUUUGCACCUCACUAACCAGAACGUGCAGACUGUUGCUCUGGCGUCGUAUUUCAUGCAGAUGGAAGAUGUUUUCAGCUUGUGUCAAAAGUACAUGAUGGACCACAUGGAUGCUUCCAAUUGUGUGGGCAUCUACUACUUUGCAAACCAUAUUGGAGCAGAAGAUUUAUGCGAUCAAGCAAAGAGGUACUUAUAUCAGCACUUUGCUGAGGUGAGCUUACAGGAAGAAAUAUUGGAGAUUGAAGUCCAGCAGCUGUUGACUCUUAUAAAAUCAGAUGAUCUGAAUGUUUCCAGGGAGGAAAGCAUUCUGGACCUUGUCAUUAGAUGGGUGAAUCACAGCAGAAAGUCGCGUGCAGAACAUCUUAUCAAGCUCUUGAAGGAAGUGAGACUGGUACUGGUCAGCCCUUCCUUUCUCAUGGAAGCUCGCAAAAGGAACACAGUGAUUCUGUGCAAUUCAGAAUGCAAUGAUAUGUUUGAGGAAGCGUUGAAAAGCAUCAAACUAGCCACUCACCCUUCUCUCAGCUUGCGAUAUGGCAUGGAGACUACUGAUCUCUUACUCUGCAUCGGCAACAAUUCGCUUGGCAUUAGGUCAAGACAUGGGAGCUAUGCAGAUGCCAGUUUCUGCUACGCUCCUGCAACACAAAAGACUUACUUCAUUUCCUCUCCAAAGUAUGGAGAGGGUUUAGGAAGUGUUUGCAGUGGUGUUGUCACUGAGAAUAAUGAUAUUAUUGUGGCAGGAGAGGCAAGCGCCGCCAAAAUGUCUAGACAAAAAAACAGGAACAUUGAAAUUUAUAGAUACCACCAGCGAGGAAAUCAAUUUUGGCACAGCCUGUGCACCGCUCAGUUCCGUGAACUCUAUGCAUUGGGCACUGUCCAUAACGAUCUCUAUGUGAUCGGAGGGCAAAUGAAAGUCAAAAAUCAAUAUGUGGUCACAAACUGCAUGGAGAAGUACUCCAUGGAGCGAGGUACCUGGAGAACCACAGCACCUCUGCCAGUGCCAUUAGCCUGCCAUGCAGUGGUGACAAUGAAGAACAAGCUCUACGUGCUGGGUGGCUGGACACCACAGAUGGAUCUGCCUGACGAUGAGCCGGAUCGAUUAAGUAACAGAAUGUUUCAGUACGACCCAGGCCGAGACAAAUGGACAGAGUGUGCACCAAUGAAGUACUCCAAAUACCGCUUCAGCACAGCCGUGGUCAACAGUGAGAUUUAUGUCUUGGGAGGAAUUGGGUGCCUUGGCCGCGACAGGGGGCAGACACGGAAAUGUCUUGAUGCAGUGGAGAUUUAUAACCCUGAUGGAGACUUCUGGAGGGACGGACCUCCUAUGCCUUCCCCCCUCCUCUCCUUGCGAACAAACUCUACCUGUGCAGGCUGCGUGGAAGGCAAGCUGUACCUCUGCGGAGGGUUUCACGGAGCAGCUCGUCACGAAGUCAUCACCAAAGAGAUCCUCGAAUUAGAUACAUGGGAGAACCAGUGGAAUGUGGUGGCCGUCAAUGUCCUCAUGCAUGACAGCUAUGAUGUUUGCCUUGUUGCUAGGCUGAAUCCACGGGAUCUUAUUCCUCCUCCUCCUGAUUUAGUGGACCAGUAAAUGUUCAGUGGCUCUCUGCUUCCAGAUUCUGCAGAAAGAGAAGAAUUUGGAGAGACAAAUGCUGCAUUGUCUCUGGAUGGAGCCAGUGGCUCCAUUCUCUCCUUUGGCUAGGUGCCGUGGAGAGAAGUUUGUACCACAAGCUUAAGCACAGAAUUGCCUUCACAAUGUGCUUCUCAGAUGAUGCUUAAUUUGCUAGCACUGGUACUCUGGACUUCUGUGAUUGAGAGCUGAGUUUGCCUUGUCUCUUGGUCUGCCUCUUGGCUGUUCAAGCUGCAAUGUGGUCGUGCAGCCUAAGUGUGCUUCUCAGGCCUGUGCCUUAGGCAUGGAAGCAGCCUGGAGCUCACCUUGCAGAAGAGCACCAUGUUUGAAGGAAAGCUCUAGCCAAGAGAAACCCUCCUUUGCUGUCCAACUCACUGGGUUCUAGUCUACUGAGGGAGUUAAGAAACAUCUGAAGUCAUCUGAUGGAAACCAAUCUGGCUGUACCAAGGCAACAAAUUGGCUGAUGCAGGAGCAGAGGGAAGAUGGAGAAGAGCAUUUGUUUGUUUAAACAAAAAGAAAACAUUAGCCAAGGUUCAUUAGCCAAGUACACUAGCUGCUGCAAACAUUAUCUAACCCAUAGUCAGGGCAUCCCUUCUUUGGCAGCAGAGCUGAAGUUGUGCUGGUAGAAAACUGGUCUUCUGGCAACAAGACAGGUGCGAGUCUUCCUUUAGUAAUCCUGCACCAAAGAUGAGAAGCUGCUUAAAUUUUCACACAGAUACUACCUGUCAUGAGGCAGAAACUUGUGUGGUCAGAUAAAGAAGGGGAUGUAAAUGAAAACAAAAUAAAUGAGAAACAGUGUUAGCUCUGCAUCUACAGAGAAAGGAUAAAAGCACCAGGCAUUUAGAGUUUAUGUAAACUAGUUGGUUUUAUAGAAGUAGCUUUAAUGAAAUAACAUAAGGCAAAUUCUGCACCAAUGGAAUUGGCUAUAAUUGCAGUGAAGAGGAGUAAUUCAAACUGUUUCUUAAAGCAGUGCUAGCCUUUCUAGGGCUUGAAGGCAGCGGCUUAGGAAAUUGUUACCAGUACAGCUGUCUUAUUUGAGCUACCAAUAACUAUUCAUCAUCCCCUGGUACCUACAUCACAGAAUACAUGUGAAUGAUUGCCUGGGCAGUGUGGACAGGAGAACUGGGAAUUUCUGUUGUAUUCUGGGGCCGAAACUGCAAAUGACUGUAUGCUGCAACAGACAGUGAAUGUCAGAGGCAAACACUGUAAGAGUAAGCUAGAACAUAGCAGAAGAACCAUUACGGUCAGCAAAAAGUUGUUUUUUAUGAUUACAGAAACAGUAAAAAAACUGUAAGGAAAUAACUUGCAAAUAAAUGAGGAAAUCCA